AUGGGGUCCGAGAGUGGAGUGUAUGCAAGUUGGGUGGACCAAACUUACCUCGCGUGUGCCACGCAUUCGUAUCAAUCGAUCGAUCGUUGCGAUUUGACAUUCAGCGCUGGUGAGCACUUCUUGGUGUUGGAGCCUCCCGGACCUGAAGCGAAGUGGAUCAACGUGAUUACCGAACUGGGAAACCCCGGUUACGUUCCAAGGUCUUAUGUGAACUUCGUUCAAACAACAACUGCAAACGUCAUUGAUUUCCUGGAGGGCUGCAUAGAAGCUAUUCAGCUCAGCUCCGCGCAUCGUGGGGGUCUCUACAGUGACCGAGAAAAGGCCCUAUUGCACACCUUGAUCAACAAGAGGAAAGCGUUGACAUUCAACUCAGUAGGGCCCCAGCCCUCUGAGGUCAUCUCAUCAUCCGUUCAACCAGACGUAUCUGCGAGCUCUCUGGGCACUGUGACUUCUCAGUGCACGUUGUCUUCCAGUGUUUUCCCGCAAUUUGCGGACCGGAAGUCAAAAACUCCUCCGAAACCUCCGCCGAGGAGUCCAAACGUUAGUGUGGUGUCUUUACCGGAUGCCGUCGACGCUGUCGCUGGCGGAUGUUCCGUUUUACGCGGACCUGAAACUAAUCAAAAUUUCGGAAAACCCGAGGAAAGAAGCCACCCAGUGGUAGGAACGAAAGAAAAAAGAAAUCAUGAUAUGAAUCCUGUUUCCGACGAAGAUAAACUUGUCGGCGUGAAGGACAGGAGUGAAGCGUGGGUAACCACCUUGUGUCAUGAGCUGGUGGAAGCCGUUCGAGCGGAGACGAAUCUUAGUCAUGCUGGUUCUCGAAAGGCUGUUGCAGUGGUUUUGAAGCGCCUCGGGGAAUCUGUUCGUGAUUUGAGUGAUGGGCUAAGUCCGAUUUUGCAGCACUUGGACGAAAGUUGGUCGCUUGCUCCCGAUCUUGUGUCGGAAUCUCGAGACGCGAUGAGGUUGAGAAACGCUGUGAACGAUCUGAUGGUGGCUAGAUUUGAUGACCAACAGCGUGGAUGGCAUCUGCAUGAAGAUGAGCCUGCGAUUUUGAAUUGCUUGGAUUCCAUCUUGGAUAUUAUGAGCGGAGCGGAUGUAGCAGUUACGCGUCACGUCGUAUCCGAGGAUAGUUUCAGCAGAAUUGUUGAUAUCGUGGCAUACUUCCAAAUGGAAACAAGAAGAUCCAUCAGACUCAAAAUAUUGGAAACCCUCAAUCUCUUAUGUGCUUUGGAACCGAAAGUUAUACCCGUUUUACUAAGCUCCGUUCUUCCCUUGGAGCUCAUAAGGCAAGCGCUCUUAGUUAUUUUUCUCUUAGAUAUUCAGUCGUGCAAGGGCGAUAAGGAACGCGCGAGUCGGUGCGUAACCCUAUUGGCAACGAUUCUGUCCCUAGGAGAUAGAAUGCCUGUGCAUUACUUCGAGCAAGUUACGUCGAAUUUUUUAUCUUGGCUGGUAAAUCACGUUGUGGAUGACAAACUGGACGAAUGUGACCCUAUGGCAGAAGGGCUGCAGAUUCACUGUUUCAUUCUGUUGCUGGGGCUUAAUCUGCAAUAUCCUCGUCCGGAAGGAAACCCUAUAAUUUCCGAGCUUCGAAGUGUAUCUCAAGCCCAGCCUUUGACCGAACGUUUACUGUUGCAUUUAAACCGAGGAGAGGAUCCUUUAGAUUUAGUCGAAGUAGAAGGAGAAAAACUUCGACCUGAUUCAGUGGUGAAACUUCUAACGGACAUGUUUUCCGACGAAAAAACGUCGUACCUUUUCUACACAAAUGACGUGAAUGCAAUGCUGGACAUGGUGCUCAGAAUACUGACCGAUUUACCGGAAGAUGAUGUCGGGAAAGAGCCGUAUUUGAAUUUAUUGCACAACGUUUUGGCCCAGACGGCGUACGAAGAAAAUCUUCACCGUGUCGCCGACAUCAGCAAAUGUCUAAAGAUCUGUUUGUGUUCGGAGAAGUCGACUCCUGUGGCAAAGAUGCUCUCGAAAAAAAUUGUUGACCGGUUUCCGAAUGUGUUUCCUGGUUUUCGUGAAAUAAAUGACGUGAUAAGAAAGUGUUACCUUGUAUCCCGUUUCGGCGCAAUGUGCGCAGGGUUUAAGGCGCUCAGGCGUGUAAGCUGCGAUUGGUCGGCGCGAAAUUGCCUGCUAUACAUCGACAGAGUAUUGCCGAUCGGAGCAGGAGCGUUGCUUGUCACCAUGGUGUCCGCAUCCAUCUUCAUAAUCAACGAGUCCAAGUCCAGUUCUGCGCUUUACGUUUACGCCUGUUUCCUGUUCGUCCAAGUGGCGGCGAACUGGUUUGGCGUGUUGUCGUAUUCCGGCAGCCGGCACGAUGUUGAACAUGCUGGCGCGGACGAGUUGCGUUCCGAAUCGCACCACUGUUGGGUUUGUGACCGGAUCGUGUACCGUAGGGACCAUCACUGCUUUGUGCUCGGGGCGUGUAUCGGCGCGGAGAACCAAGCGUUUUUCGUGUGUCUCAUGGUGCAUGUUGCAAUUUCGUGCAUCGUGGGUGCGGUUGUGUCGGGAAAGUUGUUGGAACGUCGGCUGGGUUUCUGGGCCAAUAGUCGGUAUGAGCAAGCCAUUGCUUGGGUCCAGUUGUGGAAUGUUGCCGUGGCACCGAGUUCUUCUCGUCAGUGGAUAAACGCGCUCAUUGCGACGUUUUUCAAUAUUACGGCUAUGUUUGCCUGGUCACUCACGUUUUUUUCAGUGUUCUACACCGUUCUUGCACUACGAGGACAAACCCAAUGGGAAUUUUUCCGCAAACGAGGCAGGAGGAAGUUAUUGGGCUAUCAAGAAGCUUGGAUGCCUGUGCCUCGAAGUGAUGCUUUAUUGGAAUUAGCUAAAGAAGCCGGGGAGGCCGCAUUGCGAGGUCAGCUCCUUGAAAAGUACCGAGUGUUUUUAGCCGCCGGAAUCGUGAUAGAUCCCGCUGUUUUCCCACUUUUGGACAAGCUGAUGGACUAUGACAUCCCUGCCGAAACCGUUUAUCAGAUUCUUCGCCGGAUGCUCACGAGUUCUGACGCUGAAACGAACGGGGGAAAUUCCGAAGAACCUUCCAAAUCAUGA
Notodromas monacha is the source of this 3045-nucleotide messenger RNA. Lineage: Eukaryota; Metazoa; Arthropoda; Ostracoda; Podocopida; Cyprididae. The record is from the annotation of a GenBank genome assembly.